Molecule: messenger RNA, 625 nt
Organism: Tuber aestivum (summer truffle)
Lineage: Eukaryota; Fungi; Ascomycota; Pezizomycetes; Pezizales; Tuberaceae
Source: the annotation of a GenBank genome assembly
AACUAACAGUAAGGCCGGGAGCAUACAUCAACAACAAAACAGCCAAGUCCUGUCCUUCCAGGUAUGCCUUCCACUCACUGGCAAACAAAAGCUAACAAAGGAAAGACAAACUCCCAUUGUCCAUAGCCUCCGGACAUCCGACUUUACAGCCUUCCGCCAUCCUUUGCGGCAUUCCCGCUUUCCUUCUGGCGGAUGCUUUGCUCCAAGACCCCUGCGCAUUCCUGCAGUCGAAGUGCAUUCCCGCCCGGCUGAGCUGCGCUCGAAGAUAAAUCGCGCUCUCAGAGGCUCUUCGAACAAUCAAACUGUCGUGAGAGCAUGCCGAGCAGCACCUUGCGAUUCCCAACAGCCACCACACGAUAUCAAACCCUCUUGCGCAAGUGCGGUAUGUAAAUAAUAAUACUGCUCACCUACCUAGGUUGCCUAGUGAGCCGGAUUCCAUUUUAAGUUUGCUUUCUUUUCUUCAGUCCAUUUCUCUCCAAAACAACCAAGAAGAUUGAUCCGCUUCAGUUUUUCUCUGAUCCGCUUGCGCCCUCUCUCGGCCAAUAGAUAUAUCCUCCCUCUCUCUAUCAUCUUCCUCUUCACUCCACUCAAUGUAUAUCAGAUCAACUCUAUUCUCUUUUGUUGG